UGGUGAUACAAGCACUUCAGAAACACGGGGACUAUAACAUUUCUUUCUCUAUGGAUCAAGCAAUUCUUCUUCUGCUUUUAUUAAAAUAUUUAUUUAAGGGUUCAGAGUGUCUCGACUGUGACCAAGGGAAAAUGCCUGCUAGAGCAGUUUCGAUAGAGUGGACUGAAUUGCCCAAAGGGGAGGAUCCAGACUACUAUAUUGUGACAUGCCAGCAAACAGAUGCUUUCAGUCAAAAAAUUGUAAGAAACAUUUCUAAAGUUGAACAGGAACCUGUUAGUACUACAGUUCUGCUUGAGGAAAAUAAGAAGUAUGAUAUAACAAUAGAAUCUCUAAAGAAUGGCCAAAUCUUAAGUGUAAAAUCAUUUAAGACACGUGGAAUUUCAGAAAAUUGCAUAAAAACAUUUGUAACAGCUACUACAGUGUCUUUUAACUGGAGUAUGGUGACCAAAGAAUUUUCAGUUUCUGUUUUACUGAAUGGUACUUCUGAGAUUAUAAAAAGACCCAGUGGAUUCUUUGUAUGGAGAAAUUUGACACCUGCCACCUUAUAUACAUUCAAGUUUAUAUUUGAACAAUUACAUCUUGAAUUUGUAAAUGUGUCUCAGUCACUGGAUGUUCAAGCCGAAACAGGCACCUGUUCCCAAGGGUGGGUGGCAUUCCAAAGCAGCUGCUAUCGAAUGGGUAAGGAGAGCAAACCAUGGAAAUCAGCACAACAAACCUGUCAAACGUCUUCCCAAGGGGCACAUCUUCUUGACAUAGGGAGUGAAGAAGAAUAUGGUUUUAUGUUGUCAUAUCUCCAGAAAAUUAGUCGAAUAAUCAUGAUAUGGACAGGCCUUAAUGACUUAAAGGAAGAAGGUCAGCUCUUGUGGACAGAUGGAUCUCCCUAUCUUCUAAAAGCUGGUAUCUCAUCUUUGUCAAUGAUACCAGAAAACCAAACUGACUGCUAUGCCCUUCAGAGAGAUCCUACUGGUCCAGAUUAUUUCUUCACAGGAUUUUUCUGCUAUGUACAGCUGCCAUAUAUUUGUGAAUAUGAAUUACCUUUGGUACCAGAGAACAUCACGUUUAGUGUGCAUGAUGUCAAGACAACUGAAGCUGUAUUUAUGUGGAGUGAUAUGGGCAUGUGGCUUAAGUCAGGCUUUGCACUUAUAAUCAAGUACUAUUUUGAUCAGUGGAAACCAUACAUUCUGAACUUGCCUGUUAAUACAACUCAAACAGAAAUUGUGCACUUGUCUCCUGGCCUUCACUAUAGUUUUUUAUUAGCAGCAAGGAACUCAGAAGGAGCACAGUCUAUCUUAAGUCCAAUUCUGAAGGUAGAAACAAGGCCCUUGCACUCCCAGAAGUUAGAGGCUACAUAUGUUUCAUCUGCAGAAAUACAUUUAAAAUGGAAUCCUCCACAGCAUUCAUCCAGUGCUUCUUUUCAUUACUACCUUGUCAACGUGUUGGAUACUGAAACCAACAUCUGGGAACGGUUACCAGUUGAAAAAAGCAAGACUUCAAUAGUCAUACGAAAUACAAAACCUUAUCAUCAUUAUCAGGUAUAUUUACAGAACGUAGCAGAGAAAGGAACUCUCAGCUGCCAUGAGAAGCCUAUAUUAGUCACAACAGCUGUCAGUCCACCGACAGCUGUUUAUAUUCACCCAGAGGAUGUACAAGAAGAGAGUGUGAUCCUUCGCUGGAAGCUGCCACAAGAGUGUCAGGAAUCCUAUGUUCAAGUAAAACCUAAUGCAGACAUGGGUGAAACUAAAAAGUUUAUAUUAAACAAUACAGAAGAAUUUAAGAUUGAUCUCCUAAUUCCUGGAACGACUUAUGAAAUAGCAGUGGCAAGUGUGAAUAAUGGAGCUAUGAGUGAACUGAAGACCAUUCAAUGCACUUUAAAGCCCAAGCCUGUUCAAAUUGUAGUUCCUUAUGGGCUUUAUAGCAAUGCUGUGGUACUAUUUGUUCGCAUGCCUGAUAUUGGAGUAUUUGAUGGCAUUUAUGUUACAAGUAAAGAAGGACCUAAUGCAACAUUCACUUUAAAAAGUGAUGGUAAAAUAACAAUUGAAAACCUUACUGCAGGAACAGAAUAUGAUUUCUGUGUUUCCACAAAAAGUGGAAAAAUGUUGAGCUCCUGUCACCAUAUAUAUGGUGUAAAAACAUGUCUGGCAGCUCCGCUCAAUGUACGAGAAGGUGAUGUUACUGACACUUCAAUACAGAUUACUUGGGAUCGGGCUGAUGGAGAUUUUGAGCAAUAUGAAGUUAUAUGCACAAAUUGUGCAAGUGCUUUCAGGGUCCAGAAGGUUAAGCAAGAAACAGCAAUGUUUUCCAACCUUAGUCCUGGUAAGCUGUACAAUUUUGCAAUUCGAACAGAGAAAGAGGGUUUCAGAGACAGUAUUUUUGUGACAAAGGAAAUAGACACAGUACCAAGUGCAGCUAAAUAUCUGAACUAUAGCAGAGACUCUGAAUCAAUAACUGUCACCUGGCCACCAGCCCAAAAUAUAUUUGAUGGAUAUGUUCUUUCAAUAAAUAGUAAAGACUUCAAUGAGAAGAAAAUGUUACCUUCUGAUGUAAGAAUGUACAAAUUUGAACAUCUUCUGCCAGGCACUGAUUUCCUAAUCAGUAUUGUGACAACGAACGGAUUAAAAAGGAGUCACCCUACCGUCCUCAAGAUUAACACCUAUCCUGGUCCACCAUCAGAUUUACAGGUGUUUGGACAAGAAGAAAAUACAGUCUAUCUUUCUUGGAAACUACCAAGAGGAGGAUUUGAUAUGUUUCAGCUUUCAUAUUGUCCAAUGAAUAAUGAAAAGCUGAUUAUCAGAACUAUUUAUGACAGCAGAGCUGUAGUGCAAAAUCUGGCUCCUGGGACAGAAUAUGUUUUUCAUUUAAGGACAGUUAAAGGCUUGGAUUCCUCUGUGGCUGUGGAGAAAAAAGCCAUCACAAAACCUGCUGGGAUAUGUGGUCUGACAUUAAAAAUGGUAAAUAGUUCAUCUGCAACUGUAAUGUGGAAUCCAACCAAGACAAACUUCACUUCUUAUAAAGCAUCUUUAUCAAAUGACACCUUUAUAAAAACGUUAAGGAUUCCAGGAACACUGACUGACUUCACUGUUAUGGACUUGACUGCUGGUGGCAUUUACAACUUCACACUGCAAAGAGUGAAAGGAAAUACUGAAGGAACUUCUUCUUUCAUUGAAUUUGUAACAGAACCUGCAAAGCCAGAAGGACUUAGAUUCUUCAAUGUUUCAUCAUAUUUUUUUUCACUGUAUUGGAGACUACCAUAUGGACUUGUAGACAGAUUUCAUGUGGAUCUUAUUCCUGAUCAUGCUUCUGUUGUUAUCCUAGAUCUUGGAGUUAGGAAGUAUCAAGCUGAUUUUUCUAAUACUAUUCCUGGAACAACAUACAAUGUUACAGUGUCUGCAGUUUCUUCUUCACUUUAUAGUUCACCUGCAAGUAGAACAGUGACAACAAAUGUGACAAAUCCUGGACCCCCUGUGUACCUUGCAGGUGAAAGAGUGGGCUCUGCUGGGAUUCUGCUGUCAUGGAAUACACCGCUGCAUCCAAAUGGCAGAAUUCUCUCCUAUAUUGUUAAAUAUAAAGAAGUCUGCCCAUGGAGGCAAACAGCUUAUACACAGGUCACAACAAAGCCAGAUAGUUUGGAAGUUCUUCUCACCAAUCUUAAUCCUGGAACAACUUAUGAAAUUAUGGUUGCUGCUGAGAACAGUGCUGGUAUUGGAGUAUUUAGUGAUCUUUUCCUUUUUCAGACUGCAGAAAGUGCUCCAGGUAAAGUAGUGAAUCUCACUGUUGAAGCCUUAAAUUCUUCAGCUGUAAAUCUGGUCUGGUUUCUACCUCGGCAACCAAAUGGAAAGAUAACUAGUUUCAAGAUUAGUGUGAAACACGCAAGAAGUGGAAUUGUAGUGAAAGAUGUCUUGGUUAAAGUAGAGGACCUUCUGUCUGGGAGGUUGCCAGAAUGUAAUGAUAAGAGUGAAUCAUUUCUGUGGAGUACUACCACUCCUUCAACUACUUUUGGGAAAUCCACAAUUCCUUCACAGACUACAGUUACACCAAAUACAGAGGCACCAAGUCAGAUGAGCUCUGUUUGGAAUGAACCGAUUAGCUUUGUUAUAACUAACCUCAGGCCAUAUACCACCUAUCUUUUUGAAGUUUCUGCAGUUACCACUGAAGCAGGCUACAUUGACAGCGCAAUUGUCCGGACACCAGAAUCAGUUCCAGAAGACCCACCACAAAAUUUUGCCAAGAGCAACGUUACAGCAAAGUCUUUCUCAGUAAUGUGGGAACCCCCAGCCAUAGUAACAGGAAAGUUUAGUUACAGAGUUGAGCUGUAUGGACCAUCUGGUCAUAUUCUGGAUAACAGCACAAAAGACCAUAAGUUUGUAUUUAGUAACCUUGUGCCGUUUACAACAUACGAUGUGUACGUCGGUGCUGAAACAAGUGCUGGGGUGGGGCCAAAGACUAACCUUACAGUUUUCACUCCUCCAGAUGUCCCAGGUGCUGUAUCAGAUUUACACUUAGCAGAAGUGGAAGCCACAUAUAUAAAAAUUGUUUGGAGGAAGCCACGACAACCAAAUGGAAUCAUUACCCAGUACAGAGUUAAAGUACAUGUGCAGAAAACACUCAUGACUCUGGAAAACAUUAUUCUUGGAGAUAAAAAUACGUAUUUGAUUGAUUCUUUGGAGCCAUACACAAUAAAUGAAAACAUAAACCCUUCUUCUCCCACUUGGAAUUCAUUGGAAACAGCCAAUGAUUUAUAUGAAGGUUCAGCUGAAAUGUUUUCCAGCAUUCAGACAGCUUCCCCAGUAGUAUUUACAAGUGUAUCUGGUGAUAAUUUGCCUGCUAUAAAUGGAGCUGCAGAAUUACAUUCUGCUUUGGAUAAUCAGUAUACCAUCAACAUUUUGGCUGAAGAGCUGUCAUAUGUUAUAAAGAGCCUCACACCUUUCACAGAUUACACAAUUAGUGUGUCUGCUUUCACUGCUGUUGGAGAAGGACCACCAUCAGUUCUUACGGUCAGGACAUGUGAACAAGUUCCAAGCUCAGUACAAAAUAUAUCUUACAAGAAUAUUAGCUCCUCCUCUGUUUUGCUGUAUUGGGAUCCUCCAGCAAAUCCCAAUGGGAAAAUCAUCCAUUAUACAGUUUAUGCAAUGGAACUGGAUACAAAAAGAGCAUUCCACACAACAACUUCAAACAACAGCUUACUUAUGACAGGCUUAAAAAAGUACACAAAUUAUAAAAUGAGAGUGGCAGCCUCUACUGCAAUUGGAGAAAGUGCUUUGUCUGAAAAGAAUGAUGUUUUCGUGAGAACCCCUGAAGAUGAACCAGAUUCCCCACCUCGAAACAUAGAAUUAAUAAAUGUAAGUGCAACAGAAAUAAAUCUGAAAUGGUUACCACCUGAGCAGCCUAAUGGUCUCAUAACUCACUAUGAAGUUCUGUACAGUGAUUCCAAUGAUUUUUCUAUUAAAAAUGCCUCAUCUACAAGUAUAUCACUGAGUGAAAUGAAACCAUAUACUCUCUACAAUAUUUCUGUAAGGGCAUUCACCAGACUUGGUCAUGGGAAUCAGUCAUCUUUCCCACUUCUGGUCAGAACUUCUGAAACUGUUCCUGAUUCUGCACCAGAAAAUAUAACCUAUAGGAACAUUUCAUCCAUGGAAAUUGAAUUAUCAUUUUUUCCACCGUCCAUUCCCAAUGGAAUUAUACAGACCUACACAAUAUAUCUCAAGAGGACUAAUGGGACUGAGCAAAAAGUUAUAAACACUACUCUUCUGACAUUACGUAUUACAGAUUUAAAUAAAUAUACAGAAUAUACUGUAGAAGUGUCUGCUAGUACCAGAAUGGGGGAGGGCCUUCGUAGUUCACCUCUGCAUAUACUAACUGAUGAAGACGCUCCGAGUUCUCCUCCACAAUCCCUCUCUGUAAAACAGUUGUUGGGUGUCACUGUGAAGUUGUCAUGGAAACCUCCAUUGGAGCCAAAUGGAAUUAUCCUCUAUUACACAGUUUAUGUCUGGAAUAAAAUGUCAAAAAGGAGUGUUAAUGUAACAGAAACAUCAUUGGAGUUCACAGACCUAGAAUAUAACUAUGAGUAUAGUGCUUACCUAACAGCAAGUACAAGAUUUGGAGAUGGGAAUAUAAAAAGUGAUACUAUAACAUUCAGAACUUCUGAAGGAGCACCAAGUGAUCCACCGAAAGAUGUUGCAUACAGAAACCUUACUUCCACAUCAAUAAUGCUAUUCUGGUCUCCUCCCCAAAAGCCUAAUGGAAAUAUACUGUACUACUCAGUUUAUUUCAAAAAUAAUUCAGGAAUAUUCAUACAGAAUUUCACAGCUUAUGGUAAUGACAGCAACAUCAGUAUGCCCCCGUUUGUAGUUCUGGAUGACUUGGGAAAAUACAGCCAUUAUAUUUUAUGGUUAACUGCAAGUACAGCUUUUGGAGAUGGAAACAAAACCAGUGAAAAGAUAGAUGUGUAUACAGAUCAGGAUAUCCCAGAAGGUUUUGUUGAAAAUCUGGUCUAUCAAAACAUUUCCUCAUCUUCUGUGAAUGUAAGCUGGCUUCCACCAUCCCAGCCAAAUGGCUUAGUCUUCUUUCAUGUUUCUCUAAGUUUAAUGCAACUGGGAACCAGCAAGGUUUUGUCUUUCCUUACUUACAACACAAGCAUAAUGUUUGACAAUCUGGAGAAAUAUACCGAUUACAUUCUGAAAAUCACACCAGCCACUGAUAAAGGAUCUUCUGAACAGCAUACUCUAAGUCUGCAUAUAAGAACUGAUGAAGAUGUCCCAGAAUCAGCACCUAUAAUCAAAACAUUUUCAAAUCUCUCAACUACCUCAGUUAUGUUUUCAUGGGACCCCCCUGUUAAGCCAAAUGGUAUCAUAAUAAGUUAUGAUUUAAAAUUAUUUGGACCAGAGAGGAAUAACUCAUUCUCUACCACCAAUAAUUUUAUCGUCUUGGAAGACCUUCUUCCAUUCACACUGUAUAGCAUUUAUGCAGCUGCAAGAACAAUAAAAGGACCUGGUCCAUCUGCUGUGCUUCAAUUUUACACAGAUGAGUCAGUGCCAUUAGCUCCACCCCAGAAUCUGACUAUUAUCAACUAUACGGCAGAUUCCGUGUGGCUAAAAUGGGAUCCAAGUCCCCAGUCAAAUGGUGUUAUUAUGAGAUAUAAUUUUAAGAUUUAUCAAAACAACACAGAAAAACUAAUUUAUCAGAACAUUUCAGGUUCAAACCACGAGGCAAACCUUGUUGGAUUAGAACCAUUCAGCCCCUAUUCUAUCAGUGUCUCUGCAUUUACCAAGCUUGGGAAUGGCAAUCAGUUCAGUAAUGCUGUCCAGUUUACAACGAUGGAGUCAGUACCAGACGCUGUCCAGAAUGUUCGUUGUAUUGCAAUGAGCUGGCAAUCAAUCCUAGUGCAGUGGGACCCUCCUGCUUCAUCCAACGGUGUAAUUACGCAUUACAUCAUAACAGUUGAAGGAAAUUCUACAAAUUUUUCAUCUUAUGAUACACUGCAUACUUUUAGAAAUCUGCUUUCCAAUAUUACUUAUCAAAUUAAAAUAAAAGCUGCAACGUCUGCUGGUGAUGGUGAAGAACGGAUAUGCAAUACCAGUACCCUUCCAGAAAAAGUUCCUAGUGCUCCCAGGGAUAUUGUUUUUUCCAAUGUGCAAUCAACAAGUGUGACUUUGAAUUGGAGAACACCAAAAUCUAUCCUUGGCUACUUUCAAAACUACAAGAUUACCACACAGCUACAGUCUGUCCACUGCAGUGACUGGGAAACUAAGGAAUGUGUUGAAUAUGAGAUGCAUCAAUAUUUAUAUGAAAAUGUGAUGGAUGACUGGAUAGAAGACACAGUGUAUGGACUGAAAAAAUACAGAUGGUACAGAUUUGCAGUUGCUGCCAGUACGAGUGUUGGUUAUGGCAGUUCUUCACCUUGGAUUUCAACACAAACACUUCCUGGCUCUCCAGAUGGUCCUCCAGAAAAUGUGACUGUUUUAGCUACAUCUCCUCACAGUAUUAAUAUCAGCUGGAGUGAACCUGCCAUCAUCACAGGACCAACAUGCUACCUCAUAGACGUUACCUCAGUAGAUAAUGGCAACUAUAAAGCUCAGUUUUUGAAGACAAAGGAUGAGGUUAAAGUCUUAGAAAUUUCUGAUUUAAAAGCAUUUACAAGGUAUUCUGUAGUAAUCAUUGCCUUUACGGGGGAUGUUAAUGCUGCUCUCCUAGAAGGCAAGGCUAGUUCUCCAGUGAUUGUCUCCACUUUUGAAGCAGUACCUGAAGACCCACCUAACAACAUAACUUUUCAGAAGAUACCAGAUGAAGUAACAAAGUUCCAAGUAACAUUUGUGCCACCAUCUGAACCAAAUGGAAAUAUUCAAGUGUAUCAAGCUAUGGUUUACAAUGAAGAUGAUCCCGCUGCCAUCCAGAUCCACAACCUCAGUGUCAUUGAAAAAAAAGAUCAGUCAGUCACUGCCAUGAUAGAAGGACUAAAAGGAGGACAUACCUAUAAUGUCAGCGUAUAUGCAAUUAAUGGUGCUGGCGCGGGGCCGAAAAUUCAAUUGAAAAUAACCAUGGAUAUCAAAGAACCGCCAAGACCUAAAAAGAAACCAGUACCAGUUUAUGAUACCAAUGGGGCAUUACUCGUCACAGCUACAACAAUUGCAAUCAAAAUGCCAAUAUGUUAUUACAGUGAUGAUCAUGGCCCUAUCAAGAAGAUACAAAUUCUUGUUGUGGAAGCUGGAGCUCAGCAUGAUGGGAAUGUUACUAAGUGGUACGAUGCCUACUUCAACAGACCAAGGCCAUAUUUUACAAAUGAAGGCUUUCCAAACCCACCAUGUGUAGAAGGAAAAGAAGUUCUGAGUGGGAAAGAAGAGAUAUAUGUCAUAGGUGCUGAUACCACAUGUAUGAUACCAGGCAGUCAAGAUAAAAUAUGUAAUGGUCCACUGAAACCAAGAAAGCAGUACCUAUUUAAGUUCAGAGCAACUAACAUUAAAGGACAGUUUACAGAUUCUGACUAUUCUGACCCUAUCAAAACGUUAGGUGAAGGACUAACCGGAAGAUCUGUAGAAGUUAUCCUUGCUGUUACUCUGUGUAUACUUUCGGUUGUUCUUUUGGUGGCUGCAGUGUAUGCUUUUGCAAGAAUUCGGCAGAAGCAAAAAGAGGGAGGCACAUACUCCCCACGAGAUGCUGAAAUUAUUGACACUAAGUUCAAACUGGAUCAGCUGAUCACAGUGGCAGACCUGGAGCUGAAGGAUGAGAGAUUUACACGAUACUCUUCGUUUUUCUUUAGACGCAAGGAGAUAUUUGUCAUCCAAUUACUUAGUUAUAGAAAAUCCAUCAAGCCAAUAAGCAAGAAAUCCUUCCUACAGCAUGUUGAAGAGCUUUGUACAAACAACAACCUAAAGUUUCAGGAAGAAUUUUCGGAACUUCCCAAGUUUCUUGAAGACCUUGCUUCAACUGAUGCUGAUCUGCCUUGGAACAGGUCUAAGAAUCGUUUCCCAAACAUAAAGCCAUAUAAUAACAACAGAGUAAAACUGAUGCCUGACGCUGGUAUUCCUGGAUCUGACUACAUUAAUGCCAGCUACGUGUCUGGUUAUUUAUGCCCAAAUGAGUUUAUUGCAACUCAGGGACCAUUACCAGGAACGGUGGGCGAUUUCUGGAGAAUGGUGUGGGAGACAAGAGCUAAAACACUUGUGAUGCUUACACAAUGUUUUGAAAAAGGACGUAUAAGAUGUCAUCAAUACUGGCCAGAAGAUAAUAAACCAGUGACUGUGUUUGGGGAUAUAGUGAUUACUAAAUUGAUGGAAGAUAUUCAAAUAGACUGGACCAUCAGAGAUCUAAAAAUUGAAAGGCAUGGAGACUGCAUGACGGUGCGGCAGUGUAACUUUACUUCUUGGCCAGAACACGGAGUCCCUGAAACAACUGCACCAAUUAUCCAUUUUGUAAAACUUAUCCGUGCAAGUCGAGCACAUGAUAACACACCAAUGGUGGUUCACUGCAGUGCUGGCGUUGGAAGAACAGGUGUUUAUAUUGCACUUGACCAUUUAACCCAACACAUAAAUGACCAUGAUUUUGUGGAUAUCUAUGGACUUGUAGCUGAGCUAAGAAGUGAAAGAAUGUGUAUGGUACAGAAUCUGGCACAAUAUAUAUUUUUGCAUCAAUGCGUAUUGGAUCUGUUGACAAGCAAGGGAAGUAGUCAGCCCAUAUGUUUUGUAAAUUAUUCAGCACUGCAAAAGAUGGACUCUCUGGAUGCCAUGGAAGGUGAUGUGGAGCUUGAAUGGGAAGAAACUACCAUGUAAAUACUAAGAGUAAACAUGAAAGAAAAUGAGAUUUUGAAAGUUAGACAUAUUUUUCUAAGCACAGGGGCCAAAGUGAAUUCCCCUAUUUUGAUGAUUAAAGCAAACACAGAUGAUCAAAGCAUCUUCUCUUCUAUUAAUGUGCCUUCAUAAGUUGAAGUAUUUUAUUCAGAACACUGAGCAAUAAUGAUUAGGAGUACUUUUGCACAGACUGCACUUCUGGUGUUAUAUGAAUAGUGCACCCAGUAUGUAUAAAGUGUGUUUGAACAUAUUCCUUUUGUUUUGAUUAUCUUUGUAAAAGAAAAACGAGCCAAAUAAGAUGUAAAAAUAUCAUAUUCCCGUUGAACUUUUUUUGGUGUGAAUUUGAUGUGUUCUGCAUGUUUUGGUUUUAAGUAAAAGCUACAGUUUCUUGAAUCAUUCUUGCUAGAUUGGCUUCAGUGUUGUCAGCUCUUGCAGAUUAAUUCCAAUACCAUCAUAAUGAUCUUUACAUAACUGUAUGCUCCGGUGUUUUGAAUAUUUUUUUUACAAGUGGUAGCAUAUCAGCUCAUGAUCCUGAACAGCUGAAGAGUCACCUUCUGACAUGGAAAGGAUUAUUCAACUCUUACACAGCACACAGUAGCUCUUCAGGGACACUUGGGGCUAUUUAAGCUAUUUAAUAAUCAGCAGGUUGUUUUUUUAAAUAUAUAAUGGUGAUUGCAUAUGUUCAAUGCAGAAGAAAGUAUUUAACAUUCCUGCUACUUUUUCAAACAGAUAAAACAAAGUAAAACUAUAAAUCUAUUAUCUAUUACAAAGAAUUUUAGAUUGACUUAUGUAAAAGAAUGUCUAGAAUUCAUUCACAUUUCUUGAAUAUAAUACUAUUCAGUAUUUCAAAAGAUUGCUCAAAAUGUAAUGUCAAGACAUUUUAUGACAGUGUUGUCAAGUAAAAAUGUUCUUGCUCCUUCCUCAGGUUUGGCAUCACUGUAGACACUGAAAAUUAUGGGAGCUAAUAUUUGGAGAUUUAAUAAAAGGAAACAUCUUCCACUUCCACUAAUGAUGAUGAUGAUGAUUAUUAUUAUUAUUUAUUAUUAUUGGAAAGAGAUAUGAAACAGGAAUGAGAGAAGCGGGAAGCUCUUAUCAGAGAAGCAGAGCAAAAAUAUGUAGAGUAGGAAGACUAGAGAGAUAAUUAAACUGUGUGCCCUAGUGUUGCAUGGAAGUGACAAUAUUCAAUUGAUAUUAGUGGGGGGAAGGGUUGAUUGCUAAGUUUUUCUCUGUGUAAAGAAAUGUAUCAUCAUUCUGAAUAACACUGAAAAUGUGACCUUAAUCUGAGUGCAAAACAUAAUAGCAAAAAGACUUCAGAGCUGCCAUCUUAUAUUAUGUUUAGACAGAAAAAAUCAAAGAUGCCUUAUUGAGGCAUCAAACUAAGAGAAUUCGGAAAAAACCUCUUUAGAACCUUGAAAUAUGUAUGUGAGGAGCUGUGGUUGCAUGCACACACUCUGAAUGGAAGAGUAAAUGAACAAAUCUUUCCAUUUCUUGACUGUAGCUACCAGACGAAAAUGCUAUGCAAUGUGUAACCUGAUACUUUUCAGAAGAAAACGAUAGUAGGUGCUUUUAGAAGCUGGCGAGAUUGGUACAGUGAAGACCCUUUGUAAUUUAACAGAAAGUGCUAAGUAUCUAAAACGAAAAUCAAAAGACAGUGUUUAAGGAGGUGGAAGUGGUCUACGAAGAUAUUUGGGCAAUCUGUCUUUUAGGAAGAUUGACGGUAUUGUAAACAUCACCUGUCAAGCUAAAAAGUAAACAAUGCCUUUUAAAGCUGGAUAGAGCAAGAGAGAGGUGAUGUCCACAGCUGUUCACGUCUCUGGCAAAGCAUUCGGUACAGCUCUAGUUUCAUUUGGCUCCUAUGAAACACGUGUUCUUCAUUUAUUAUACAUGUACUUUAAAGUAUUCUGACAAAUUGCUUAUAGGGACUUACAGAUGUUUUUCAUCAUUUGUAGUUGUACUUGGUAGCAGUACAUGCUAUGAUAAAUUGACACUAUAGAGUCAUAAUCUUUUAUAAUUUUAUAUCCACAAUAGUGGAAUAUCUGUAUGUGUGCCAUUUCUCUUUUGAUUGGAGGAAAAAUCUAAGAAGCCUUAUGCAACUUACAGUUGAGCUCCAGAAGUUUCAAAUGUGCUUAAGUGUUUUCUGUUUUUUAUAAAAUACUUAAUGAUGAAGACUCCUGUAUACUCCUUUAGGGAACCUGCCUGUGGUCAGACACUGCACUUGGUAGUCUGGUGGUCUGACAACUUAGUAAGAGACCAGAAAAUGUGCGUUUCUUUGCUGUAGAGGCAAAGCAAAAGCUGAAAAGUAAUUCAAGUAGUUUACUGUACCAUUUGAUGUAAGCGAUCUCAUAUGUUCUACCUUGAUACAUUUUGCAUUGUCUUCAGGGUAAAAGACAAUAAUCAUAAUAAAGUGGCCACAACUCAUAAGAUAUAUGGUCAGGGAAAGAAAUAUCUCCAAACAACUCUCUCCAAGAACUGGUUUUCAGUAUAAACAUAGCAGUAGUUCACUGACCUUCUUGUGUCUGCCAAUGCUUUACAGGGGUAGGAGAGCAUCUAUAUAUCAGAAAAUUCCUCCAGACCUUGGUGCAGUCAUGAAGAAAGAAUUUCCACAGUCUCUUGUCUUUCAUCCCUCCUUCCCUUAUGCAAUGACAGCUAUGGUGGUUCUACUGACAGCACUGUAGAGCUGGAGGCAAGCAAUUUCUCUUUUAAGAGUAUGCGUAUAUAAAUAAAGCAGCACACCAAUUCAUUUUUAAUAUCAUCACUCGAUUUUCUACAAAUUCUUGUCAUUACUAAUAUAUCAAGAGUGUACUCUAUCAAAAUUAGAAAAGGAAUAAAUAAAAAUUGGAGAAAAAUUCAGAAAUUCUAUAGGAUGAUUCAGAGAUUCUCUAGGAUUAUUGCAAUUGUAUUGAAACUAAGUCAUACUGUAUUAAAUUAUCUGGGCAACUUCUAGAGGCUGAUAUGUCUCCAUACACAGAAGAAGCAGUCUUUAUAUAUGUAUUUAUAGCCAGUUCUGCUGGACAUCAUUACGAGAGGCUACUGUCAGGGUCCUUAAAAACUGAUCCGUUCUGUUCACAAAGGUAACAGAAAGACAGCAGAACAUCACAUUCAUGUUGAAUUUUAAUCUUAUACUGUUAAAAGAGUUGAUAAAAAUAAUUGUGCAAAGUUGUGAUUUUAUUGUAUAUAUGGAGCUAUUCAGUAAUUUAAAUUCACAACAUUAUGUGAAAGAUUAAUAACAUGAAUUAAUCUGUGUAAUACCCUCUGUGUACUGCUGUAAUACAGAGUAUGCUCGUAAGCAGUUACUAAGACAAAGCACGAAAGAGCAAUGAGUCAAUCAUAUUUUUUACUAAGGUAACAAGACAGGGAGAUUUCUUGGUUGAAUACAGAAAUCACAAAGCAUCCUAGAUCUGAACAUGAAUUUGCAGAUUCAGGACACAGAGCCCUGCAAAAUCUGUAAAGAGAAAAGAUUUUCUCUGAAUAUUUUGACAGCAAGUUACAACAAAAUUUGAGAUGUACCUGUUUCAGAGGGUAUUACAUGUAUGUUAUAACACAUCAUUGUCUAUCCAUGAAAACAAAUGAUAAAAAUAGAUCCAAAUUAAUUUCUAUUUUAAGACCUAUGAAAAGUAAUCAGUUAGCUCUCUGGUUUAGAGGAUAUGCAUAUGAUAAUAACGAAUUCAGGGUUGUUUUAUAAUUAAACUACAUGCCCAUUCAGUGCUGAAAAAAUCUGUAAUGCCUUGAGUACAGUCAACUGUAACUGGAAACCACUGACACAUAGUGCUGAACAUGUCUUUGUCGAUUUUGAUUUUAAGGAAAAUGUACUGAAAGGUGAUCCACUGUUUCAACCACUUCUCUGUGACUGUUGUGUCACCACUCUAUGUAUGGUGUUGAAAAGACAAGUCCUCUCAACAUUGUUCUCCAUGGUUUAUUCUUUUUUCUAAUGCUGUAUUGCUUGUCUAUAUGUGAUUAUACUAGAAGGAAUUGUAAACAGUAAUAUGGAUCCUCUGAAUUCAAAUACUGCAGGCAUGAUC
This is a messenger RNA of Pipra filicauda (Wire-tailed manakin), 14296 nucleotides long. RefSeq names its product protein tyrosine phosphatase receptor type Q (gene PTPRQ). The transcript is spliced from 63 exons. Lineage: Eukaryota; Metazoa; Chordata; Aves; Passeriformes; Pipridae. Gene Ontology annotation, biological process: protein dephosphorylation. The coding region runs from base 51 to 10259 and encodes 3402 amino acids. Gene Ontology annotation, molecular function: protein tyrosine phosphatase activity; protein binding. The record is from RefSeq and is a predicted model, not a curated record.